Molecule: messenger RNA, 1468 nt
Organism: Cynoglossus semilaevis (tongue sole)
Lineage: Eukaryota; Metazoa; Chordata; Actinopteri; Pleuronectiformes; Cynoglossidae
Gene: b9d2
Product: B9 domain containing 2
Exons: 1
Coding region: 819-1346 (175 amino acids)
Biological process (GO): cilium assembly
Cellular component (GO): MKS complex
Source: RefSeq, a predicted model, not a curated record
GUGUUUUCGUAAGGGAAGUUCUGCAGGUAAGGAGAUAUUCCUUGGCUAAUUUAUUUGCUCUGGUUUUCUAUAUUAGCUCCAUAUCUAUGUACAUUUUGGGAAUACUGAUGCAAACGUUGUUUCAAGCCGAAUGCACUGAAUGCGACAGUAACACUUCUGGCAGGGAUGGACUUUUUUAAUAUCCCUCAUAAAUUUGAAAUAUUUUACGCGGAAGUAGAAUAAUAUGACGUCAAACGCCCCCCUUUAUGGAAAUGCGCACAGGCCACAAAGCUGAAAACUCGACUUGGCAAAUAAAGUUGAAAACCGGCGCCGCUGAAACUUGUAACUUUUUUGGGGGGACUUUAGAUUUUGUUAAGUUAAAACAACAAACACACAAGCCUGUGUAUCUUAAGUAUUCUUCGCAGACGGGGCCUCAAAUUCGUCUGUGAUUGUGGAUAACAAACAAAGUAAGCCUAUCGGGUUAUUUUUAAGCCCAGUAUUUAGACUGUCAGGCACAUAUUUUUGUGACUGUCACAAAAAUGUGACAACACUAACACUAAAUGUGCUGUUUCUGUGCGUUUAAGCUGAAGGUGGAAAAGUUGACGUUUGUUACUCUUUUAAACACUUUUGAAGUGGCGUGAGAGAGUGUGUGUGUUAUAUGGUAGGCAGUGCUGCCUUAAAAUACAAACGCAGGGUUUAUUGCCAAACACAGAGCAGGCUGAGUUACCAAGGAGACGUUAGCCGCCCUAGCUGCAGCUCCUUGUCAAUAAGUGGCCGUUAAAUUCGGAGCUAGAUACUCUCAGCUGCCGCAUGUUUGUGUUUAGGUAUAUAUAUACAACAUGGCUGAGCUGCAUGUUAUCGGCCAGAUCGUCGGUGCGAGUGGUUUCCCACAGAACAGCCUGUUUUGCAAGUGGGGAGUUCAUAUAGGGGGAGCAUGGCGUCUUCUGUCCGGCCUGAAGGAGGGUCAGACCCAGGUGGAUAUGCCUCAACUUGGAGACAUGGCGUACUGGAGUCACCCCAUCGAUUUGCAUUUUGCUGUUAAGGGAAUCCAAGGCUGGCCAAAGCUUCACCUCCAAGUGUGGCACCAGGACUCCUUUGGGCGCUGCCAGUUGUACGGAUACGGCUACUGCCACAUCCCUUCCAGCCCGGGACAACACCGGAUAAACUGUGUGACCUGGCGGCCACUGGGAUCCUGGCAAGAGCAGUUCUCACAAUUGUUUGUCGGUGGUGGACCGCAGCUCCGCAAUCCGGAUUUGAUAUACAGCGGUGCGGAUAGAUACAGGCUGCACACAGAAGCAAUGGGGACCGUGGAGCUGGAGCUGGGCGUUAUCAUGAGAAACUUUGACAAAUAUGGCGUCGAAAGUUAACGCUGUGAUAUUUAGGGAAUUAAUUGAUGUGCAGAUGGUGGAAUUGAUUUUUUUUUUAGAUUUGUUGACUUUUAUCUAAACUGCUUUUGUACUUGUAUACGUAAAUAAAGAAAAAACGAAGU